Molecule: messenger RNA, 1090 nt
Organism: Actinia tenebrosa (Australian red waratah sea anemone)
Lineage: Eukaryota; Metazoa; Cnidaria; Anthozoa; Actiniaria; Actiniidae
Product: osteopetrosis-associated transmembrane protein 1
Cellular component (GO): cytosol
Source: RefSeq, a predicted model, not a curated record
CUUCUGCAACAACAAUCUACGUUUAUCCAACUUUUACUUCUUUAUUUCCUCUUUUACUUUCACUUAUUGUCGAAAAAAUUCAUCAAAAUGCUCUAAAAGGCUUCAAGGAUGCUCAUUACUUACCUAACCGUUGGAAUUUUAUCGUUUUUCGCUCUGAAUUCCGCAUUUGUAAGCAGCAAACACGAUAUUAUUGACAAGAACUGCAAAAAACAACUCGAAGGAUUAGCAGAAUCAAUAUCGAAUUUUACGCGAUGUGCAGUCAGCCAAGCCUCUCCGUUUAAGUUCUGUCGUAUGUGCUAUGAACAGUACGACGAUGUAAGAAGAAACAAAAACGAAAUCUAUAAAAAAGGUGGCUGUGUAUCAGAACUCGUUGAGUCAGAACGAUAUCAAAUUGUAAGCCAUGCAUGUGAGUUUGCUAAAAGGCUUUGGGAAGAAUCAAACUGCUUCAGUUGUUUUUCCUCUGAUCAUAAAAAUGAAGACAGUAUUGGUACAAAAUGGGAGAUAGAUCCAAAAGUGAAGGACUUCUUUAAUAAGCAACAAAUAUUGUAUGAUUGCUUCAAAAAUUUUACAACGAUUCCAGUAAAUCCAGCAGCAAACACGUCAUCUGCAAAUACGACCAGCAUAUGCAAGUUCUGCAAGCCAAACUAUGAAGACUUAAAUGAUGUAUAUAAAGACUUGAUAAACCAAGUUGGAGGCUAUCCAAAGGAAAACUUGCUUUGUGCUGAUGUUAUGUCUGCUAUGAACAGUACCAGACAUAAAUGGAGUUCGACAUUUGGCUGUAUCAAGAUAAACUACGACACAGCAUCAGUUGUUGCCUUGACUUGUCUUUUCGCUUUUCUACCCGUUAUAUUUUACUCUGCAGCAAAACUUCGUGGUGAUGAAGUUGACAAAAAAUCAAGCUAUAAUGUCAUACCACAAAUCAGUUAUGACGCAGAGUAGCGCAGGGCAUUAACACAUAAGCAUGUCAAGAGCGUUUUCACUCACGUGACAAGGCAGCCAUAUUGGAGUAGCAAAUAAUAGAAACUUUCUGCACAGUAUUUGCAUAAAAAUAGAGUUCAAUUUCCAGAGGAUAGAAAAUGUAUUGUUUUGG